This is a messenger RNA of Macrobrachium nipponense, 4000 nucleotides long. Its product is annotated as ubiquitin-protein ligase E3B-like. The record is from RefSeq and is a predicted model, not a curated record. The coding region runs from base 406 to 3684 and encodes 1092 amino acids. Gene Ontology annotation, molecular function: ubiquitin protein ligase activity. Lineage: Eukaryota; Metazoa; Arthropoda; Malacostraca; Decapoda; Palaemonidae. The transcript has 20 exons. Gene Ontology annotation, biological process: ubiquitin-dependent protein catabolic process; protein polyubiquitination.
GGUAACCAUAGUAACUGCAAAAUGUAAACAAACUGAGUAUUUUGCGACGGAACGGUGUCAGUGGUAAAAUUCCAGUUAUUUGUAUAGCGAUUCAGUUAUUUUACCGAUUGAUUAUCCCAAAAAUGACCUUUAAGUUUAAAAUUUGUGGAAUUGGGAGGGUUUGAAAGUCAUUCCAGCUAUUUUGCUCGUUAGCUAGAUAGCCCAAUGGGGUGCCGUGGCCAAGGCUAUGAAAACAUUUGAACUUUCCAAAUGUUUUGUAAACAGACUACUAUUAGUAUUCCGUAUCAUAGGAAUUCGAAAAGAUCGUUGCUGGCCCAAAAGAAAUAUCCUGCCCCUUGGGCGGUGUCAGAUAUUUAAGAUUUAUGUUGCUGAAUUAACAUCCCUGUAAUACGUACAAUUGUUGAAAUGUUUGGGACUCAAGAAUCAAACAGAGGGGCUUUUUUAGAAGCCACAAGGGAAGCUCGAGAGGAAAGAGCAGCUGAAAGACGAAGAGAAGAAGCUGCUAUCAAAUUACAAACCUGCAUACGUAGAUGGCUCUUACAGUGCUCUCAGGACAAGAAAGUGAGAGAGAAAUUCGACCUUUUGUUUGAAAAGGAGCUUGCCCAGUCUGACCAGAUAGCUCCAAGUUUACCAUCAGCUAUAGAUGUAUUUGUUCAAGCAACAGACUUUAUUAAGAUAUUUAAAAAGGAGAAAGAUGUCAGAAGAUUUGAAGUAUUUACAAGGUACCUGGUCGCAAGCAUGGACAGUGACAGUGUCAAGCUAAGUUAUGUUUCUGUGGGGAUGAACAAAGAACUUACUGUUCAGUGGAUACAACACAUGAAAGAUGUUCUCUUCAUUGCUUGUAAACUACUGAAAGGACUUCAAGCAGAAAUUUCUAUAGAAAAUCGCUUGAUAUCCUUAUAUCUUCAUUUAUUGCUCACUUUUACCGCAACCAAUACUUGGCGUAUACUUCGAGGAGAUAACUUUGAACCUCUUCGACCAGCUUUGAAUAAACUAACAGAAAAUUUGUUAGCUGAUUUAGUUAGCAGAGGGUUGUACACUACUUUAAAUAGUGUCCUAGUCAGAGGUUUGUGUCGAGGACGCAUAGCUAUUAGGGGUCCAGCUAUCACUACUGUAAUUACCUUAGCCCUACGCCCUCUGAUAGCAGCACAAUAUUCUGACAAGCUUCUCUCACUUACAACAAUACAUAUUCUGAGUAUACCUGCGUUGGUACAUCACCUAGGAACUGUAGCACCAGAAGCAUUGCAGAUGUUUCACAAGCAUGGUAUCUUUGAACGAGUUGUUGAGUUUGUUCAGACCGAGCAGAACUUGAGGAUCAUUUUCAAUACUUUAGAAGGCUCGUAUGCCUUGUGUCUUCUAGCAAAUCUCAUACAUUUAGCAUAUGAAGAAAGAGAAUCAGCAUUUCCUACCUUAGCCUUUCCCAAGUUCAAUUAUGUUGUGACACGUCUUCUAGAAAAGUGUGGUGAAUAUGUAACUACAAAGCAAAGUAGUUUAACCCAGUGGCACCCAGUUUUAGGAUGGUUUUCUAGACCUCUUGAUCAACAUCUCAAUGAGUCUCUUUCUCUAGUUAAAACUCAGUUACAACUUUUGUGGUGUGGGCCACUCAUAAAACUGAUGUUUUCUACUCUUACCAACGUGAUCAAAGAACAGGAUGUUUCUUUAUCUGAGUCAUCCAAUUCAGUCUACAAUACAUCUUCAAGUGUCUCUGCUGCCAGUAGUUUUGGAUCAAUUUCGUCAUCUAGCAUUAUAAGGAAAGCUUUAGAACGAAAACUGGGUACCAGUAGCAAUGUUGGAUCUGUUAAAGUUAGUGGUGUUCGUGGAAGUACAAGAAAAUUAGGUUCCCCAGAAAUCUCUACUGUCGCCAUGGUGUGCUCUAUGUAUCAUACAGCUAUCACUACAUUAUCACCACUGCGGAUGGACAUACUGACAGGGUUGUGUUACAAGAGCGACAUGGUCUAUCAUUUAUGGCUGAUUCUCCAGUCUCUUGGCCCAUUAUGUGGUCUGAAAAGUUUUCUAGAUCUUCUGUCUGUAUCAAUGAAAGCAACAGCACCAGAGUUCCAUUUAUUAAUGCUUUUUUGUGAUUCUACUACACAUUUGGUUACAGUUUUGGAUGAUCUCGAAAUGUAUGAGCACCAGAAGCCUUUUAGCAUCACUGAUUAUUCAGCAAUGGCAUCAUUCCUCAAUAACUUCAUAUAUAAGAUGAUACACAAUCAUCUGAUAGAUGUACGUAAUGUCCAGGGAAGUGGUCUCUUCAUAUCUGUUCAUACCCUACUUAUGUUGCUUUACACUCGGAACGCCAGAAGAAAGUAUGUGCCUAAUAACCACUGGCUGAUUAAAGAGUGUAGGGUUUCUUCAUUCAUGGCAGAUUUUGAACGGGGAAAGAGAACUGCUCAGGUGCUGUUAAGUAAAAUGCCUCACAUAAUUCCUCAUGAAGAGCGUGUAUUACUCUUCAGAAGACACGUAUCGAAGGAAAAAUCAGUAUUAGGCCUGACGGAUGCAGCCUGUGCGGCCCCUCAGUCAACGCUCAUUACAAUUAGAAGGGCACGUUUGGUAGAAGAUGGUUACCGACAGUUGGCGUCAUUGUCUCCUCAGGGGCUUAAAGGACUUAUCAGAGUACGUUUUAUCAAUGAACAAGGAUUAGAUGAAGCAGGUAUUGAUCAGGAUGGAGUUUUCAAAGAAUUUCUCGAGGAGACUUUGAAGAAAGUAUUUGAUCCAUCAUUGAACCUUUUCCGUCUGACAAGUGAAGAGAGGCUUUAUCCUUCUCCAACAUCGUCAUUGACUGAAAAUCACCUUCAGUUAUUUGAAUUCACUGGUAGAAUGUUAGGAAAAGCAGUUUAUGAGGGUAUUGUAAUUGACUGUCCAUUUGCUUCAUUUUUUCUGAGUCAAGUCCUAGGAGAGCAUCAGUCAUCACUCUAUUCAUCGAUAGAUGAACUUCCAUCAUUAGAUCCUGAAUUAUACAAGUCUUUGACAUAUAUAAAGCAUUAUGAUGGAGAUGUAAGUGACCUUGACUUAACUUUUUCAUAUGACGAAGAUUACUUAGGACAGAUUAUCACCCAUGAACUACGGCCUGGAGGCAAAGCUAUUGCUGUCACAAAUGACAAUAAAAUAGUUUAUAUACACUUGAUGGCCCACUUUAAGAUGCAUACCCAGAUAAGGGAGCAGGUCAUAUCAUUUAUUCGAGGUUUUCGAUCAAUUAUUAAUCCUGAUUGGUUAUCUCUGUUCUCUGUACCAGAGUUUCAGCGUUUGAUAUCUGGAGAUAAUGUUGCUGUAGACCUUAAAGAUCUUCGCCGCCACACACAGUAUUAUGGAGGAUUUCAUGAUAAACACCGCGUUGUUUGUUGGCUGUGGGAUAUUCUGGAGAAGGAUUUCAAGGAAGAGGAAAGGGCUCUUUUCUUAAAGUUUGUUACCAGUUGUUCAAAACCUCCACUGCUGGGAUUUACUCACUUGGAGCCUCCUUUUUCUAUUCGUUGUGUGGAAGUUGGUGAUGAUGAAGAUACAGGGGAUACCAUUGGCAGUGUCAUCCGUGGCUUUUUUGCCAUUAGAAAACGGGACCCAGUAAAUCGUCUUCCUACCUCUUCAACUUGUUUUAAUUUACUUAAAUUACCAAAUUAUCAAAAGAAAAGUACUCUUAGGGAAAAAUUGAGAUAUGCCAUUACAAGCAAUACAGGGUUUGAAUUAUCUUAGGAUGUUAAGCUUAGAUUAUGCUGUACUAGUUUUUUUCAUAAGGCCUUUACAUUUGUGACUAUUAUUUUAUUUACUAAUUAAUGAUAUGUUAUUGGUGCAUUCCUUAUUUUAUUUAAUGUUAAUAGUUACCUUAAGUUACAAAGGACUACUUAAACUCAUUUUAUGGCAUUUAUUUCACGAAUGAAUCAUGAUACCUGCAUAAAAUCAGAUCAUGAUACAAGUUGUGUACAGAAUACCAAUGUGCUGUGAUGCUUUUCCUUUGUUUUACAAUCCAUGUACAUUUAUUAGAAAAUUAUAUGAAAUAGUUUUAAUUGUU